Amoebophrya sp. A25 is the source of this 4366-nucleotide messenger RNA. NCBI's taxonomy places the organism in Eukaryota, Dinophyceae, Syndiniales, Amoebophryaceae. The record is from the annotation of a GenBank genome assembly.
CCCACAAACCGACUAUCAAGAUUCCACGAGGAUCCUCAUUUACUGUCUUAUAAAAGAACAUGAUACAACAGCGCUCACGCUGUUGAUCAGGCAAAAACAUGACCAAAAAGGUGAAAGGCCUGCACCCUUCUCGUUUGCUCCGUGUGCUUUCUUGGCUUUGGGUGUUCACCUGGCCAUGCCUCGCAGCCACCGAAGAUGUGGCAGGGGAGCAUCUGCACGUCUACACCAUUGGGACUCGGAUGAACCCUUUGCUAUUCUACCUGCAGCACAGUGGAGAAAUUUAUGACUGUGGGUGUUGUAUUCCAUAUAGGAGCUCAUAGGUAUUUUCUUAGUUGCAUCGGAGUUGGCAACGAAUGUUCCGCCACGGUCCUUGUGGCCCAAGGGGAGGGCCAUUUCGGUAUAUUUCUAAGCUUCUGCGGCAAGUGCUACACGACCCGGGGGGCGGCAGGGUGGCGGAAGUGGCGGCAGCGCUAUCCGCGGGCAAAGCGGGCGACACUGUCAGUGGAAUGGGUGGAGGUCUGCAGCCUGAUGGCGCGAGGGGCUGCAGCUCGCAGCCCCUGCACAGUGCGCAGGCGGUCACGCCUGUCCAAUAGAAGGACAAUGCGGGGGGCGCGCUGGGUGUCGGUGCCCAGGCUGACGCGCCACCCGUAUGAGCCCCCCAAACAAUCGACAGCAUUGCGCACAGGCGCGGGCCAGUGGAAGCGCCAGGCCUGUCAGGCGGCGAAUUCUCUCAACUUCUCAAACGUUCCCACGAAGGCGCCGAGAAGCGCGCACCAUUAUGCGCUUCGGGCUCGGGUCACCUUGGGCGCGGAGGCCUGCGCAUUGCGCCGCCGUGGACGCUCCCGACGAGCUGCCGCGUAGCUGUGCGUAGUUGUCGCGGGUCGGGGUGUGUUUCUACGCUAGCAGGGAGCGCCACAUGCGCAACCGCGGCUGCAAGAUUCGCGAGCAUCCCGACCCGGGAGGAGAUGGCGGCCCAGAACCUAGCCCUUGCGGCAGGCUCGGCGCUAGGAGGUGGCCACCGUAUAAAUAGACAGCCCUGACGCCGAAGAAGUGCUGCUCCCGCGGACUGAAAGAGCCUCGGGCUUGUACCGCGCUCGCAUCUCACGGCUGUGGCGUAUUUGGUGAAUCAGUACCCGCCCCGGCAGGUCAUUCGAUCAAAGUGCCGCCGCUUUUCUCAGCGUGGCUGCCUUUUCUCAUGUGGAGCUGAGGGGGCAGCGAUUUCGGAUAGCCCGCCGCGAUUCCAUGUCCCAAGCCUCGCAGCCAGUCGCAGGCAAACACCCGGCUCGCUGUCGUGUUAUUUUUUUUGCUUUUUUUCUAGGUGGUCUCUUCUGGUGGCUCUCUCCACUGUCCUCCCCGGUUCUCAUCCUUUUCCCCUGGCGGUGUUGUGGGACAGGGCGUCGACGCUACGUGAGCGGCAGGUCGUCCCCCCCCAGUUUUUCUCUUUGUUUAGUUAGGAGAGGUGCCAUUGAAGCGUCUUUUACCGCGCGUGUAUUCUUGCGUUGUUGCUCUCUCGUCUCUGCUCUAAGAUUCGCACAAUAUAGCAGUUUUACCGCGUGGAAUGGGCGACCCAAUACUCCAGAAAUGGAGUCGAAGAGCCCUGCAGCAAAAACUAGUCUACCACAUGGACGAAGCGGUGAAGAGUAAAGGUACCUGCUGCACUAAUUGAAUUUAUGUUGAAGUCAAUGGGGAGUACCUAGUACAGCAUGGUUUCAGAGUAUAGUGUAUGCUGGAACUAUGGUGGUGGUCAGUGUGAAAAAUUGUCCACCAUAUCUAUCAUGAUCCUCUACAUCAUGAUUCACCUCCUCAGAUCGUACGAUCCUCCUCUUCGUGGAUGCGUACGAUGUCUUACUGGAGGCUGGAAAAACAGCGAUACUAGAACGCUUUCGCAACCUACAAAAGAAAGCGCCCAGUUGUAAGAUCUUCUUCUCAGCAGAGGAGAACUGUGGGUCUGCCUGUGAAGCGAAGUAUCUUGGCGCUUACGCAAAUUCACCGACACUGAAUAGUAUUAUGGCUCUAGUAAAUGCUGGUGGUGUCGUGUUCGUGUAAUGAUGAUUUAGACUAAGACUAGGGAGAAGACAUCAACUGCUAAUUAGUCCUUCUAUACCCCGUGAUUGGGUACACUACUACUACUACUCUAUGAUAAUUUUUGAUUCCGACAAGCACAAGAGAUGAUUUCAAAGCGGAGAUGAAUAUCGUCAACAUGAUGUUCUUCAGUCUCCUCGCUCAACCAAACACCAACCUACAUCUAGAUCACACUCACUUCUAUUUACGAGUCUAAUCCUUCUUCCAAACGUGGCAAGUAUCUCUGUUCUGGAGGCUUUAUUGGUGAAGCAUCGGCUCUGGCGGAUUUGUUUAAACGCUAUCCGAUUCAAGAAUUUGCCUCAAAAUUCCCGGAACAGAGUGAGCAAUACUACUGGGUCCAAGUAUGGGGUGGAGAGUACGAGCAAAGCUUGAAAGGCAAAGGGGCUGCUUCUUUAAGGACAAUGGAUUCAGACUCUUUUCUUGAAGGCAAGCGUUGUCUCAUCAACUUGAGGAUCUCAGUUUAUGAAAACCGGCAUUGAUGAGUUAGCUUUGUUUAUUCCAAGCACAGUUGUCUUUGAAAGGGUUUAGUCUACACUUGAGCUGUGUCCUCAUGCAGGGAUUGCCAUUCGUUUCUCAAUGAAACGACUAUUACUGACUGUCGAACCCUUCUUCGAAUCCCCAUCUGCCUCGACGACGAAAGUGCAAUUUUCGCCUCCAAUCUCGGUUUUUCGAAACUCCAAGUUCGCAAUCAGCAAGUGCUAGCCGAACCCUUCGUGUCUAAGCCCCCAGAAGAGUACAAGGACGAUGGAUCAGGGCUAGGUCCAAACCCAGGAUUCGAGUUGGACUUUGCGAAAGCAGCGGGAUCUCGCGUCACUGCACUAGCAAGCGGAACAAAUCCUGUUGUUCUGCACUGGAAUGGCUUCUGGAAAACGAACAUCUACAGAACUUAUUUGGAAUUAACGCAUGCCGCAUCCUUGAGAGGACAGUUCUGGCAGAACGUUCACCUACCAGGGCCGGAAACGAAAUUAGAGAGUCUACAAUUGUUGGAUGGAAGUGUCGGAGGAGGUACCAGUAGUGUCGGAGGAGGCACAACUUCUUCUUCAAAAUCAAGUGGAGGACAAGGAGCGGGAAGGAGAAGGAGCUUGAUGUCUUCUGAACAAAGAAGUAGCUACGAGAAGAACGAUGCACUUGAUGAACAACGUGAAGAAAGUAGACCACUGCUGGAAAUGAGUACAUUCAACAUACGAAGGUCGUUGGAAGCGUAUCCGCAAAAAAGCGAGAGUGUAAAGAUGAUACCUGCAGCAGCUUCCGCUGCACCAGGAUAUCUUCCCGGAUCAUUCGCAGACGAUCUGAGUAGGAGAAUCUCGAUAAAAGACUUUGCAGUGACGACUUUUUUCGCAGAUCACGAGACGGAUGCUCCGACCUUCAUUUUUCUUGGUGGCACAGCCAGUUGGGCGAUCUCCUUCUCGGGACAAAUUUCUUACGUCUGCUUUCUGCUCCUGUUGAUCAUUCGUCUCGUCAUAGGAUUGCAGCUGAGGCAACUCAAUUCUACUAGUGAAGGAUCAUUAGGUCACAGCGUGGCUGAGGAUGAGAUGGAGACGAUGGUCGCCCCUGCGACUGGGCAAGCGAACGCGGUAAAACCGGAAUCCUUGGGAGACACCUCAUCUUCUAGAGGAGCGGAAAUUGAUGGAGAUGAAGAAACUGGGCAUGACAUGCGGCCGCAGAAAGGAGGUAGAAGACUCAAGAAUCACGAGUUGAUUAUACAGGGACAACAUCAACAACAGCAUCUACUUCGAAGAGUUGAUGCAACACGACUAAGAGACCACUUUUCAGACCGAUGGUUUCGAAGACUACGGCUGCUCACAACACUUGUGUAUCUUGGCUUCGUAGUGUUCCUAGCCCAUUUUGUCUUUGUGAUAAGUGGAUACGUCCUAGCCUCAAUGCGCCUGACGACAUUCGCUAGUGUUGCGCGCACGAUUGAGUUUCGAGUGGGGCCGACCUUGGCCCUUUGGAUAGAUCGGAUGCCUAUACUCUUUCCAGCGUUGUUGUCAGCAAUAGCAGCAGAGACGUUCGGGAGAUGGUUGUGGAAAACGUUCUAUGCUGUUUAGAGGCCAUUGAGAUUGCCGCGCAAUUCGAAUUCAUUUACAGAUUUUCAUAUAAGUGCAAGUUCAUAUGCCAGAUUCUUCUCCUCUGUUGGUUUUCUCACACAAGAGUUCUCACUGCUGCUUGAAUCCUUGUCCAUUCGCUGGGAACAUGCGAAAGUAGAUGAGAAUCUCACGCGUCGAAGUUCUUCUUCUUUCUGUCAUAAUGCGAAUCAAUGAGUUUUCUUCUCGUCUUUUCCGCG